Messenger RNA from Chelmon rostratus (copperband butterflyfish), 2931 nucleotides. RefSeq names its product nuclear receptor subfamily 2, group F, member 5 (gene nr2f5). Gene Ontology annotation, molecular function: zinc ion binding; RNA polymerase II cis-regulatory region sequence-specific DNA binding; nuclear receptor activity. Gene Ontology annotation, biological process: cell differentiation; anatomical structure development; regulation of transcription by RNA polymerase II. The record is from RefSeq and is a predicted model, not a curated record. The transcript is spliced from 4 exons. Bases 515 to 1729 code for a protein of 404 amino acids. NCBI's taxonomy places the organism in Eukaryota, Metazoa, Chordata, Actinopteri, Chaetodontiformes, Chaetodontidae.
UUGGUCUUGAGCGAGUCAAAAUGCAGUACUGAGCGUGGGAUAGACUGGAGCGACCGGCUGAGAGGCGAAACAUUGUCGUCUCUUAUAUUCUGUGCAAUUUGCCGUCUUUGAAAUUCUAAAAGGCGAGCAAGAAGUGAGAUACCGGUGUAUUUUGCAGCCUGCACACUGACUUACUGGACUGACUUUUCCAAGAGGUUACACUCAGGAGAACAACGUGUUUAUGGAUUGCUGCGCAGCGAGGGACACCGGGAGUUGUAGGCUACGCGCUUAUGCAUCGAUCAUGUUGAUACCUCGCUGUAAACUUUGAUAGAUGUUUACAGAAAGAACUCAGUAAUAUAGAAAAAAAAACAACAUUUAAAUAAAUAAGAUCAGAUAAGCUCAGAUUGACCUCUGGAGGAAGUGGGAAGCGCCUCUUCGCCCUCCCUCGUCUGCCAAGACGCCAGGACGGAUCUGUAUCUCUCAGUCUGAUUCUCCUUCUGUGAUUUAAACAAAGACCAAAGUGUUUGGGGAUAGCAUGGCAAUGGUAGUAAACCAGUGGCCAGAGAACAUUUCGGCAGAUCCGGGGUCGCAGCUCCAGAUUUGCGGCCAGGAGCCCGGCGGGGCACCGGGGACUCCCAACGGUUCCACCCCGGGGAACGACGCACUUUCCGGGGACAAAAUCCCCAACGUGGACUGCAUGGUGUGCGGGGACAAGUCCAGUGGGAAGCAUUACGGCCAGUUCACCUGCGAGGGAUGCAAAAGCUUCUUUAAGCGCUCGGUGAGGCGGAACCUCUCGUACACCUGCCGGGGGAACCGAGACUGUCCCAUCGACCAGCACCACCGGAACCAGUGUCAGUACUGCCGGCUGAAGAAGUGCCUCAAAGUGGGCAUGAGGAGAGAAGCUGUACAACGAGGACGUACAUCGAACUCCCAGAGCAGCCCAGGACAGUACCUGACCAACGGCACCGACCCGUACAACAGCCAGCCCUACUUAUCCGGCUUCAUUUCUCUGUUGCUGCGUGCCGAGCCCUACCCCACAUCUCGCUACGGGGCCCAGUGCAUGCAGGGAAACAACCUGAUGGGCAUUGAGAACAUCUGCGAGCUGGCGGCCAGGCUGCUCUUCAGUGCUGUCGAGUGGGCGAAGAACAUCCCUUUCUUCCCUGACCUGCAGCUCAUGGACCAGGUGGCGCUGUUGCGCAUGUCAUGGAGCGAGCUCUUCGUCCUCAACGCCGCCCAGUGCUCCAUGCCGCUCCAUGUGGCCCCUCUGCUGGCAGCAGCAGGCUUGCACGCGUCGCCCAUGUCAGCAGAGCGCGUGGUGGCCUUCAUGGACCACAUCCGCGUCUUCCAGGAGCAGGUGGAGAAGCUGAAGGCCCUGCAGGUCGACACAGCCGAAUAUUCCUGCCUCAAGUCCAUCGUGCUCUUCACUUCCGAUGCUAUGGGGCUGUCAGAUGUUGCCCAUGUGGAGAGCAUCCAGGAGAAGUCCCAGUGCGCCCUGGAGGAGUACGUAAGGAACCAGUACCCCAGCCAGCCAAACCGCUUCGGACGUCUCCUCCUCCGCCUGCCCUCCCUGCGCAUCGUCUCCUCUCCGGUCAUCGAGCAGCUGUUUUUCGUUCGCCUGGUGGGCAAGACACCCAUCGAGACGCUGCUCCGCGACAUGCUGCUGUCGGGCUCCAGCUACAACUGGCCCUACAUGCCCGCCGUGCAGCGCGAGCGGCCCAUCUCCCUCCACUACAACGAGAACGGGCCCUGAGGUGGACGGGAAAGACGAAGGAGAAGCUGCGAGACAAAUUCAGGCCGAACGUCCAUCUGACUACUCGUCCAUCCAUCCUUCCUUCCCUUCAUUCUCUGAGUUGAACUUGUCAGCUCUCCCAGAGGAAGCAGCUCCCUCGCCAUUCCGCUCAAAAACCCAUACUGACGAUAUCACCCGUUGCUGCCCCGGUUACCCAAACCAGCCAAUCAUUCACCGUGGCCGUCUCAGAGAGUUGGUGGCCCGUUGCAAUCCCUCAGCCGACGGUUCGGUCUACAUUUGAGAUGUGGCACGAGACGGACAAGUUGGUAGAACGGGUUAUUGCGCAGUUCACCAGCAGGUCUGUUGGACUCACUUCAGAUGUCAGUCUCAAACCCCAUGAAAACGGGGGCAGCAAAGGACAAAACAUUUGCUUUAUUGUUGGUGCUAUGCCUACACUUACAGAGGCUGUGUACAUGCAUCCCAGUAUGGCGAAUACUGAACAAGGGCUUUGCCAAUGGGACUCUACAACCAAGAGUACAAGGCCCGUUGUAUAUUUACCAAUUUUUGAAAAGAAAGCCAGAAGCCAUUAAAAAAAGACAAAUGCCAAAAUGUCUUGGACUUUUGCAGAGGACGUGUUUUAAUGUGUGUGUUUGUAUUAGCACUGUUUCUAUGGAGCGAAAACUCAUGAUUGUGUCCAUAUGUACAGUAUAUUGUUGAUUCAUAGGCAUCUAUAGCAUAUUAGGGUUCAAUGGGAAAAAGCUCAGGUUCAGCGGGUGGGUAGACAGACAGACAGACAGACAGACAGACAUGCCAAUAUCAGUUCAGAGCAAAAAGACAAACCCAGCAAAAUCUACACUUAUCAGCAGCCUGUGCCAAAGCUGAAAAAUGCAUAUUUGGAUAUUUUUGUGGUAGUGUUGGUGAUGAAAAUUUAAUGUUUGGUUUGUCUAUAAUUUGACUAUAUACUUGUUUUUGGGUCUCAGGGGGAGAAAAGAAGUUUUUUUUAAAAAAAAAAAGAAAAAAACAGAUGAAAGCUUAGGCACUUGCAUUGUAAACUAGUCAGAACCUACACUUAUUCACUCCUGUAAAAUCACAGCACUGGCAGAUUCUUGCUACCCUUAUGCCAUUUGAUCAAUCCACCUUUUUUACUUAUUCAAAAUACACAUUAAAGAUCCUUACAUGUUGUUAUCAGAGGAGUGACACAACUCAUCCUCGUCGUUGUUUUA